Coccidioides posadasii C735 delta SOWgp is the source of this 354-nucleotide messenger RNA. RefSeq lists its product as uncharacterized. The record is from RefSeq and is a predicted model, not a curated record. Lineage: Eukaryota; Fungi; Ascomycota; Eurotiomycetes; Onygenales; Onygenaceae.
AUGCCUGGCGCAGAGCUGUACAAGCCAACGAAUUCCGAACUGAAUCUCGUUGACCUCGCAAAUGCCUGGUGCUACGGCGGCUUGGCUGCGCGGAGUGCUGUGCUCUUUGCUUCUAUUAUUGUCGCCAAUACGAUCUCCAGACUCAUCGAGAGAGCAAAAUUUGACAUCGACGAGCAUCGGAUUCUUCGUCAAGUCCAAGCUACUAGGGCUUAUCUUUCGAAUAUAGAACGUGACUCACCAGAACGUCGUCCGUCACAUCCAUACGAUGUCGAGAGUGAGCUGCAAGUCCUUCCACCCGUGGCUCGAUCCUGGUCGUCGAUGUCUCGGGAUUCAACACUUUGCGAUUAUAGAUAA